Fusarium pseudograminearum CS3096 is the source of this 549-nucleotide messenger RNA. RefSeq lists its product as uncharacterized. Bases 1 to 549 code for a protein of 182 amino acids. The transcript has a single exon. NCBI's taxonomy places the organism in Eukaryota, Fungi, Ascomycota, Sordariomycetes, Hypocreales, Nectriaceae. The record is from RefSeq and is a predicted model, not a curated record.
AUGGUACAACUCGUCACAGUAGCUCUGCACCAUCGAGACCACUUUUCCGUCGGGAAUGCUCGACGAGUCUUCGACAAGCAGGCCUAUCACUGGAGCAUCAUGAUCAUACCCGAGGGAGGCCAGUCGGAGAACUGCCACUCCUUCGAUGCCACCGACGCCUCCCACAUCAACCCCGUCACCUUCCGCAUGAACAACCCUACCAUGGACUGGUGGUUCCGGUCCGAGCUGGACAUCAAACCGCAGCGCCAUGAGAAGCUACUGGGACGCAUCGUCAUCGGUGAGAUGCCCGACGAGGUGUCGGGCGAGGAGCUGGGCGACUUCUUCCAAGGGAUCCCCCUGCCCAUGAAGAACACGAAUCCCCAGCAGAGCUCCGUGACGUGGAUCAUGGACGCCAUCCAGGCCCUGCAGGAGAAGGGCUGGACCCACGAUUUUGAUUUGGACCGCUUUAAGAACUUUGCUGUCACUUAUGCUGAUGAGAAGAUGAAGGGCGCCGAGGCCGAGGAACCAGAUUUGAAGUUUUAUGAGAGUUGGAAGGCUUCUGUUCUUUAG